ACCAGUGACGGAAAUAGAAUAUAUUAGGUUAUCAAGGGUUCACUUUUUUAUCUUUGUGAUUCUUUUGUAGUAAUGCCAAAUGCAUCGGAAAUUCACAACUCAAAAGCUCAGCCGUAGGGUAUCAUAUCGCAAUGCCUGCUAAACGGUCGACUGCCAUCCUCGCUCUACCGCACGAGUCGCUCCUUCAUCCACCGCCGCCCCUCAUCGCUCCCCAUUGCCUGCCUCGUCCAGCUGCCCCUCUUGCCUCCUGGCCCUUCAUGCGCCACCCAGAUAUGCAGAAGGCUGGGCGCUGUGCCGACGGGCGCCGAACAAACAAAAUCAAAAAGAAAAUACGGAACAAAGCAAACAAGAACAGAGAUUGCGCAUCGUUCUAUGGUCCCAGCAGCUCCGGAAUCCCCAGCCCCUUGAAACAUAAGAUUCCCCAAUGUAGCCGAAACACCCUGCCAUGGACGCGAAAGAAAAUUCACCCCCCGGGCACAUAUAAUACUAUUAAUAAACAAGCAUGGUUCAUGCAUCAAGCACAUUCGUUGGCUCGCCCUCGCAUCUGUUCGAGUUGGGCAUCUGCGAGGAAUGGAGUUCGAGAGGACGAGACGUCAACGAAAACAAUAAACAGGUCGAAAGUUGCGCGUUGCGUAGAUUCUGCUGGACGGCGCAUUGUCGACAGCCGGUAUGAACGUGGGGAAGAUGCUGCCCCUGGUCCGACCCACAUGAGGCCAUAUAACAAGAGUAUGAGAUAGAGAGGCCAGGGGCAAACGUAAAAUGGGGGGGGAGGAGAGAAGAAAUAAGAAUACGGAAAGACAAUCAGAUCACCGACUGAUCGAAAAAAUAUAGGUGU
Molecule: messenger RNA, 835 nt
Organism: Aspergillus welwitschiae
Lineage: Eukaryota; Fungi; Ascomycota; Eurotiomycetes; Eurotiales; Aspergillaceae
Exons: 1
Coding region: 132-737 (201 amino acids)
Source: RefSeq, a predicted model, not a curated record